UGAGACAGCCCUGUCGGUUUAAACCGGGAGGACACCCAUACUGACUUCUCAAUGCAAAAAAUAAAAGGGUAGCUAGAAGCAGGGGCGAGGGGAACGGAGGUAAAGCAAACGCUCUCGGUCGGUCUCUCUCUCGUUUUUAUUACAUGAAUGAAUUGAGUUGUAAGGGACACAUACAAGGAAACACGCCGCCUCCGCCUGGACGACCAAACGCGUUUGAUAUUUGACUUGUGUUCAAUGGUACGUGUUUGCAUCUAUACAUUUUCGGCGAAAACCAGAGUAGGACGUCUUAUCCCGUCGUUUGAAACACUUCUGAAGGCGUAGCAGGUGAAAGUCCUCGCGGUGAACAUGGCAACUUUAACUAACGGACAGGUGGACGCCGCGGUGCACGGAGGAGCGGCCAGUACGAACGGGCUCGUGAACGGAAUAAGCCACACGCACAGUCCCGCGAGCUGCGCCACCAUUCCCAUGAAGGACCACGAUGCCAUCAAACUGUUCAUCGGACAGAUACCUCGCAACCUGGACGAGAAGGACCUCCGGCCGCUCUUCGAGGAAUUUGGCAAGAUCUACGAGCUCACCGUGCUGAAAGACCGCUUCACUGGCAUGCACAAAGGCUGUGCCUUCCUCACAUACUGUGCAAGAGAAUCAGCGCUAAAAGCUCAGACCGCGCUUCACGAGCAGAAGACGCUACCUGGGAUGAACAGGCCAAUCCAGGUGAAGCCAGCUGACAGUGAGAGCAGGGGAGAAGACAGAAAACUUUUCGUUGGCAUGCUGAAUAAGCAGCAAUGUGAGGACGACGUGCGGCGCCUUUUUGAGUCCUUCGGGAGCAUUGAGGAGUGCACCAUCCUCAGAGGUCCUGAUGGAAACAGCAAAGGUUGUGCGUUUGUGAAGUAUUCCACUCAUGCAGAAGCUCAGGCCGCUAUUAGUGCUUUACACGGCAGCCAAACCAUGCCUGGCGCUUCUUCCAGCCUGGUGGUGAAGUUUGCAGACACAGAUAAGGAACGGACCAUUCGACGCAUGCAGCAGAUGGCCGGUCAGAUGGGCAUCUUCAAUCCGAUGGCCCUGCAGUUUGGAGCGUACGGUGCCUAUGCACAGGUUCAGCAGCAGGCAGCGCUGAUGGCAUCAGUGGGUCAGGGAGGAUAUCUCAGCCCUAUGGCAGCUUUUGCUGCCGCACAGAUGCAACACAUGGCCACCAUCAACGGCCUCCCAGGGGCUCCCAUGACCCCAACAUCAGGUGGAAGCACACCCCCUGGCAUCACGGCUCCCACGGUGACCAGCAUUCCAUCUCCAAUUAGUGUCAACGGUUUCACAGGGCUGCCUCCUCCUCAGGCCAAUGGCCAGGCCCCAGCGGAGGCCAUGUUUACCAAUGGAAUCCAUCCUUACCCAGUUUUGCAGGAAGUGGUGUUUAGGGAAGACUCGGAGAAGGGCGGCCUGGGCGUGGCACAGAGAAGUUGUUUUGGGGUUCAGGGAAGCUGCUUCCUGUCGUCUCUCUCAGAAGCUCAGAGUCCCACUGCAGCAGACCCCCUACAGCAGGCCUAUGCCGGAGUCCAACAAUAUGCAGCAGCCUUCCCCGCUGCAUAUGGACAGAUCAGCCAGGCCUUUCCCCAGCCGCCUCCCAUCAUCCCUCAGCAACAGAGAGAAGGGCCGGAGGGCUGUAACCUGUUUAUUUAUCACCUCCCUCAGGAGUUUGGGGACGGCGAGCUGAUGCAGAUGUUCCUGCCUUUCGGUAAUGUCAUCUCCUCCAAAGUGUUUGUGGAUCGGGCGACAAACCAAAGUAAAUGCUUUGGAUUUGUGAGCUUUGAUAACCCAGGCAGCGCUCAGGCCGCCAUCCAGUCCAUGAACGGCUUUCAGAUUGGCAUGAAGAGACUCAAAGUGCAGCUGAAGAGGCCAAAGGAUGCCAACCGCCCAUAUUAGCCCCGUCCCUCCCCCCAGCCACCCCUGACCCUGGGGGUGAAGGCCGCCGCUGCGCACAGGGAACGAUAGGUUUUGUAGAGCUGGAACACAUGUUGAUAACAUGCCAAAUGUAUUUGAAAACACAACAGACCAAGAUCAUCGGGGCUGGGGAUACAGUAGAACUGAAGCGGGACAUGUGGAGGACGUAGCCGCGUGAUAUACCACCACCACCACCACCAGGCUCAAUGGACCUUUCUGGACUUCAGUGUUUAACUCAGGGGAGCCACGGUGUUACUGGACCAUACCGUACUCCCUUCUCCGAACCCCCGAGCCCUUAUUUUACAGGACCACAGGACACACUACUGAAGACCAACACAAAAAAUAUAUAUAUUUAAAAAGAAAAAGAAAAAGAAAAACAAUCCAAGCCCUCAAAAGGCUUUGAAUCUAUGAAUAAGUAGUAUGGAAAAAACACUUUUUAAAACGAAGAUAGACUUUUAGAUGGGAAUCAUGUAAUAUUGAACAUCUUUGGGAAAACUUUUUAAAGAGCUGUUUUAGAAACCAACAAAAUGGAUAAAAAAAGAACAAAAACUUGAAAGACAGAACUUUUUGGAGGGCAAGAACUUGCUUCAAUUCGGGAUGGCCAACUUUUUUCUUGGAGUGCCUGUCCGUUUCCAGGGGCAAUGGCUGCCACAAACCGCAGCCUCCGUCCGCUGGGAGACUUACCUGUCAUUCCUUAGUUGUGUAGGGACCAAAUGACCAAACCUUUUUAUCACAAAUGAAACAGAAAAAAAAGAAGAAGAAAAAAGACUCGUACAUGUAACAUAAUUGGACCACUGCAUCUCUUGCUGUGCCAAUCGGUUUAAGAGUUGUAUAAAAAAAAAUUUAAAAAAAGCAAAAAAAAAAAAAAAAAAAAGAAGAAGAGGACACAGUAUAUGUAUAAAAAGACCAUAUAUGACUAUAUGCAUAAAUGCAUACAUAUAGAUUGCUGAUAUGCUUUUGAAUACUGGCAGAACUAUUUCCGAUGGCCCGUUGAGGCCGCUCACUUCGCUAGUUUACAAUUACUGCUCAAAAUGAAGAAUAUUUAUUUUUAUUUCUCUUCUAGUUUUUCUCUGUGGUGAGAGAAAGGGUGCAUGGGAAGGGUUGUUCCAUAAUGCAGCCUUACCUUUUCUAAAUAUGUCCUGACCUUGUAGUUAAGAGACCAUCUUAAAGAGGUUUGAGAUAAACAAUCCUGUUUAUAUAUACCGUACAUACAAUAUGUGUAUAGCAGACGUUCAAGCAAUAUGUAUUCAUAUUUAUGCACCUGUACAGCAUAUAUAUGGAUACAUACGAUAUUAAUCCCAAAACUCAUAUAUGUAUUUAUAUGCAUAUAUUUUCUAUGUGUGUAUAGAAACCGGCUAUUCAAUAUGUAGAGCUGUAAUUUUUUUUUUUUUUUAGAUUUAAGCUGGAGUUCGAAACCACCUGUCUGCUUUGGACUUUUACCACUGGGAAUAAUCUCAAAUCGGCAGCUGCAAUCUGCAGGCAUUCCUCUCGAUCCGAUAUCCGAUAUCCGAUAUUCCUUAUCCGCCAACAAACACACACACAAGGGUAGGAAAACGAAUUCCGUUUGUGUAUAUAUGUGUAUAUACUACUUACAAAUGCAAAAAGGCCUCCUCUCGUAAGAGAGUUUAAAGAGAAUCAGGAUCAUUAUGAAAUAGAACAGAAUGCGGACAUAUCUGCCUCCCGCCUCUGCAAACAUUCGCAAACAAACAACGUUUUCAUUCGAUCCGAGCGCUGGCUUUAAAAACGAACGCCUGGCGGUUUUUCUAACCUCGAUCGCCUUGUUCGCGCAUGCGCCGUCAAAUCGUCAGCAGUGCGUCCGUGCACCUGGCAGCACUGUGCUACGACACCGCUAGCAGCCAUUCAUUAUUAUUAUGAUGUCAAAACAACAGAAACACUCUUCUUCUUUACAAAUAAAAAAUAAAUAAAAAGAAACAAAAAUAAAAGUACUAUAGCUACAGCUAACAGCUAAGCCUUCAAAUAUCUGUUGACAAACAUGACAAACCUGUGCAGCUUGCCACCGCCAUUUACCGAUUUACACCCACUCGACGUUUUGCUUACGGUUACAAUGAAGUGGGCAUUAUGUACGUUUUGCACAAUUGUCAGAAUCCGCAUCACAUUGCGUGUUUACAUGUGCUGCUUCAGCGUUCAGACUGAUUCGAGAGGAGUUUUCCCGCGCGCGGGUGUUGAGGAUGGAACGCCAGUAUUUGAAAUUCUUGUCGCAGAUUAAGGACUUUAGCGAUUUUUAAUUAUGGUUUGCAACUGACAUAUUAUAAAAGAUGGCACUAUUGUAAAUAUAUGAUAAUUCCAGAGCUUGUUAAUUGGCUUUACCAAGGAGUAAAGCGUCUGUACAGUGGGGUGGGGGGAGCAGUAGUUAGUUCACCUCAUUUCGAAAGGGAAUUCAGUUCUGAAUCGACGCGUCUUCAGAAGGGUUCCGAGAAUGUUGUAUUUUGCCUUCUAGAUCUUUCCGACACAUGAUCAUUCAGGUAUUCAAGGAUCUUUUGCAAGGAUAUGCAUUCAGUCUGUUGGAUUUCAGUAUCACCUGUCUUUCUCUCCCUUUCGGUCUUUUUCAUCAUCUUCCUUCCUGUUUCAGCUGCAACUGUUUACAUAGCAAACUGGAAAUGUAGAGUUGACAAAACCGACAAGACAGAACAGACAUUUUAUUAUAAAUAUAUACAAGUAUAUACAUGAUCUACUGAAUAUACUGUAAAUGUCUCUAUCUCUCUCUCUUUUGCUCUGUUCCUCUGUAUAUAAGUUUGCAUAUUUUAUAGUCUUUUACUUCUAUCUAGGAGUAGGCCUACUGGAUGACUAAGAAAAUUUAAAGACAAAAAAAUGAAACACUGAAGUAAAGCAGGUAAACUCUAGUCUUUAGAGAUGCAGUAUGGUUGUAAGGUAUUUAAUUGUGGAACAUAAGAAGAGCCAGAUUUGAUCCGAACAUUGUUACUUUCAAAACUGUUUAGUAAAUUGCCUAUUUAUGUAUUAACUUGUUAAUUUUUCAAAUGUCAUUUGUUAAAUUAUUUUUUUCAGUUUAAAAUGCUAAUAUAUGUACUUUUAUCAUUUCAACGGUUGUAAUUUUUAUGUUGUUUAAUGUAACAGCACCGAAUAUCAUUUUGUCAUUUCAAUUAUGCUUUUUUAAAAAUAUAUUUUUGACAUGUUUUUGUAUUGUGAGACACAAUGGAACAAUGCAACUGGCAGAAUCAGGGUAAUCCUUUAUGGAGAAUGUAGAACUCUUGAAGGACUGGUGUCAAAAGUUUUUGCUGCACCUCUUAGAACUGUCUGCUGUUUUCUUCUGUUCUGCGAUUCCAUGCAUCUGUCAGAACUCCGAUUUGCUUCACUGCUUUUUCAAACGCUGAAAAAAAAAAAAAGGAAGAAAAACUGCACUAAUCCAUCAGACUCUCAGCAACUCUGGUUUUAUAGCCAUUCUUCAUUAGCACUAACGGUCUUCAACUCAUGAGGAAAAGUCCGAACUUACAGAAACAAUGCAGUAAAAUGGGGUAAAAAAAAAAAGAUUUUCAGACAUUUUGAGCACAGUUGAGCGUGCUGGGUGGUAUCUGUGGAUUUUUGCCAAGCCUAUCACAAUGAGAUUGAGCUGUAUUAGCAGUCGGAGUGCUGCCGCAGCUUCUGCCCUGUUCUCAACUCCACGUUUCUCUGGUCCCUGGACUCUCUUUUGUAAUUUUACUGAAUGACGCGUUUCCGCUUAAGCCCAGUAAUAAAGCACAGUGUAGAAUAAAGCAGCAUAAUGCUU
This is a messenger RNA of Carassius gibelio (silver crucian carp), 5671 nucleotides long. RefSeq names its product CUGBP, Elav-like family member 4 (gene celf4). Gene Ontology annotation, biological process: regulation of alternative mRNA splicing, via spliceosome; mRNA splice site recognition. Gene Ontology annotation, molecular function: mRNA binding. Gene Ontology annotation, cellular component: ribonucleoprotein complex; cytoplasm; nucleus. The record is from RefSeq and is a predicted model, not a curated record. The transcript has 14 exons. The coding region runs from base 346 to 1911 and encodes 521 amino acids. Lineage: Eukaryota; Metazoa; Chordata; Actinopteri; Cypriniformes; Cyprinidae.